UGUUAUUAUCAAAUAAUGAUUUAUUUCAGCAUAGAUAAAAUGUACACUCAAAAUAUUUAGCAUGCGAGUGUACUUAUACGAAAACUGGUGACAUGUGCGUGGUGGUGUAUGUUGGAAGUGGACCCAAAUAAAGAAAAAAUGAUUAAGUCCAAAAACCAGAUUCCCAACCCGCGGCGAAUUCGCCAGCCAGUGGAAGGAGUUUUCUGUAAUUACACUCACAGGACCUGCAUGCACAACAGACUGGAUGGAUAUGACUAUUGUAUAAGACACAUUCUUGAGGACAAGAAUGCACCAUUCAAACAGUGUGCUUUCAUUUCAAGCAAAAACGGAAAACGUUGUCUCAAUGCUGCACCAAAAGCAGAUAGGAAAGAUGGUUACUGUGCAGAACAUUCACGGAGAGCAGUAUUACUACGGCAGAGAUCCACCCGAAAAGCACAGCCCAAGGAAACAGCUGAAAGUCUGCUAGAGGACCUAGAUCACUUUAAAGGUGUGCAAGACAGUCGGCGAAUCAAGGGCUACUCCGAUAGUGUAGCCAGCAAAGUUCUAGAGUAUGCUAGUUCUGAGGAUUCUGACUUGGAGCCUCCUCUAGUGGACCAAGCAUGGCGAGGGGAUGGGGACAGUGACCCAGAGAGUAUCGACAGUGAUCAGGAGGACCUACUCAAACAUGCCGGUGUGUACACUGCCGAGGAGGUGGCUCUGGUAAUGCGGGACAAACUCAUACGACUACAGUCACUCUACAUUGACCAGUUCAAACGACUUCAGCACAUCAUGAAGGAAAAAAGACGAAAGUACUUGCACACUCACAAACAGGAAAAAGAAUCUCUAGGCAGUUUAUCUGUUUACAAAGAAGGUCCAGAAACAAGAGACAAAUACACAAAACUGAAGGCUCUCAAGAGAUACCACAAAAGGCAUGGAAAGGAGGCAUUACUACAUCGUCAGUCCAAACAGAGGAGGAUCGCUGUGUCAGAAGGGGCCAAUUACAGACCACCAUCCUACCCCAAGUGUGUAUAUGUAGAAGAUGGCAACAAGUGUUCACACAGAGCCCUUCCACUGUCCAAGUAUUGCUCGCAACACAUUCUAACUGACCAGUAUCAGGUGUUGUACCGACCUUGUCAGUUUGGAGGAGGACGGUGUGGUCAGCCUGUGGUCACCCUAGAGGAUAAUGCACGCUGUCCACUCCACACUUCACUUAAGGAAAUGGAGACCAGGUUUCCUCUCAAACCAGAGGAAACUGAUGAUGAACUUGACCUUGACGAGGCAGAGUUGUUGCCCAAGGACAUAUUGCUUCCCCACCUUGACGCCUUGCAAGCCAGGGAUGCAAUGGCCCAACAUCUCCUUUCCAAAAACCCAGAACUUCCGGAGUCCAUUUUCUCAGGAUCAGAGCCUGAUGAUAAUCCAAUGUCGUCCUAUACACAGGAUUCUUUACAGAACCUGAUGCCUUCUAAACAUCUAAUAGACUCUGACCUCAAAAUCCAGCUUGAUCAACAGCAGUCUUCCUCGAAUAUGUCAUCUGCAUCUUCAUCAUCAUCUCCUUCUCCUUGGUCAGAUGAAACCAAAGAGGAAAAGAAGGUAGCCUAUGGACCACUGUUGCUUCAGCACUUACAGGGGAAGGUAGACCUUACUAGUAUCCACAACCGACGUGUCCCCACAACCAGUCCAAGACAGACCACAAGUAGUGCUGCUGCCACAACACCCGAAUCUAUUGUAACAUCUGAGGUGUCUGUAUCAACUCCCCUUUCAACCUCAUCAUCAACACUCACCGCAAGCUCUUCUGAGAAUCACAAUGGAAAUGAACUGUCACAGAAUGGCGAUAGCAUGGAUGUAUGAAAGAGACAAUUUUAAACCUAAUAGGAAAAUAAAGUUUGAUUGCCAGAACUUUUGCAGUAAACAUGAAUUUCUUAAAAAUAAUUGAAUGGACUUGGGAAACUGGAAAAUAUUUAUUUUUGGGACCAAUUGUGCCAGAGCAGAUAGUAUUCUCCAAUUUACAGGCUGUGCUCUCUGCAUCUAGAUGUUUACUAUAUUUGCUGUUGUUUAUUAUGAAUUUUGUUGAUAUUAAAUGAAAGUUUUGAUUGUA
This is a messenger RNA of Pecten maximus, 2074 nucleotides long. Its product is annotated as KAT8 regulatory NSL complex subunit 2-like. The coding region runs from base 109 to 1827 and encodes 572 amino acids. Lineage: Eukaryota; Metazoa; Mollusca; Bivalvia; Pectinida; Pectinidae. The transcript is spliced from 9 exons. Gene Ontology annotation, cellular component: NSL complex. The record is from RefSeq and is a predicted model, not a curated record.